AUGCCAGGCCCGGACUCCCUCCUCGCCAUAGCCCAGCGCUCUGCCGCCCGCCACGCGUCCGGCAUCACCUCCCUCGGCGACCUGCCCCCCAACCUCGUCCUCCCCAUCCUCGCCAAAGUCCCCACCCCACAACAACUCGCGCUCAUCGAGUCCUCCUCCCCGCAGAUCAUCGGCCACACCGACGCCUCUGGUGAUCCGAAGAACUGGUAUCGGGUGUAUAAAAAGCUAAAGAAGCAGGCGGAUGCGGAGGAACGGGAGGCCGCGGGGAGGCUGGCGGCGGCCUACCAGGGUAUCAAUACGACGAGGGAGCAGAAUCUGACGAAGGUGACGAAUGUGCAUCAGAUGCCGGCGAGGAGAGUCGUGCGGUCUAGUGCGGUGAAUAGGGCGGGUUGGGGACCCAGCUCGAAGGGGUUGAGCCCGGCGGAGAAGAUCAAGCGGCAGGUCAAUGAUGCGGCAAGAGCGAAGAUGUUGAGGGAGAGGAAUCUGGCAAAGUUGAACGGGCAGCAGAGCGCGGGGACGAGUGCGUAUAAGAAUCCGGCGAAGGUCAGUGUGGCGCCGAGGAGCAUGGUGGAGGAGAUCAAGAAAUCAAGGAUGAGUCCGCCGCCGCCAAUGACGGUGAGGAUCCCUGUCAGAAGGGGCAGCUCUGUCACUGCAGCGUCUUCUGCCGUCGAUCAGAGCCAGAGGACGACGCCACGGCCAGGGAACGGGUACGACAUGACACAAGACCGCGAAGCACGCUUGAGGGCAAUGCAGAACCGGCGGCCGGGUGAUGCCCUACCGCCAAUCACGCAAUCAAAUCCAGCACCCUCCAGCACUAGCAAUAACCUCUCACUCGAAUUCCUCGAAGACGAAGACCUCUUUUCCUCCAGCGAGGACGAUGGUGACGAUAUUGAGGUUCCAACAAUCACAGCGAAGCCGGACAGGAGCAGUCCUCGUCCGACACCAGUGCCAGCCACAGCAUUGCAUCCGGCACGACCAGCUGCUGCGCCGAUAUUGCAGCAGAAACGGAAAGCACCGCCAGCGUUGUUUAUGGCUUCUUCGUCGCCAGCGAAGAGGGUGAAGGGGAAUGUUUAG
Messenger RNA from Cyphellophora attinorum, 1074 nucleotides. RefSeq lists its product as uncharacterized. Gene Ontology annotation, cellular component: elongin complex; nucleus. Gene Ontology annotation, biological process: transcription elongation by RNA polymerase II. The transcript is spliced from 2 exons. Lineage: Eukaryota; Fungi; Ascomycota; Eurotiomycetes; Chaetothyriales; Cyphellophoraceae. The record is from RefSeq and is a predicted model, not a curated record. The coding region runs from base 1 to 1074 and encodes 357 amino acids.